GGCAGGCUCAAUGUGGAACGGAGUGCAUACUAACCACUCAUCCACAAAAUUGUCAUUUCCCCAAUCAACCCGAAUAUAGGAGUAAUAUUAUUAGUGAAAUUUAAUAGGAGCAAUUACAAUUUAUAUAUUACCCAUAGAGAGUAAUUAAGUAAUUAAGCCAAUAGUAUACCACCACAAUCUGUAUUAUAUUGACUUACACAAUAAGACAUGUCUGAACCUUCAGUUCCGUUUAAGGUCAAAUCGAUUUUCGAAUAUAAGUCAGAUUACGAGGAUGAUUUAAGUUUCGGGAUCGGAAAGAUCAUUACUGUUAUUGAGAUUGAAGAUGAAGAAUGGUAUUCAGGUGAAUUCGAAGGGAAAUCAGGUAUGUUUCCUAAGAAUUUUGUAGAAAUAAUUCCUCAAGAACCUACAAUUGCAGUUCCAACGACUCGUCCAUCACCUAAGAAAUCUCAAAGUCAUAAAUCUGAGCCAAAUGAACCAAUUACUGAAUCAAUUGAUGAAUCAUUGUCUUCUACUACUAAUAAGCCACCAAUUAGUCCAACUUCAUCUUCAAUUUCAACUUCAAUUUCUAGUAAGGUUCCACUUCCCUUCCAUGGAAAUCAAAGAAUUAAUGAUCCUUAUAGUAUUAAAAAGCAAUUUGUAGCUACAGGUCAUUCAUCUUAUGUUCCUCAAGUUAAACCAAGAGAUGAUUCAUUAGUUAGUCAUGCCAUUCAUGAUGUAGCUCAUGAUGAAAAAGAAAUAGUUAAAUCUACUUCUGUUGAUGAAAAUCAAGAGCAAGAACCAGAAGAACCAAAAGUAAGCUUAAAGGAUCGUAUUGCUUUAUUACAAAAACGUCAACAAGAAGAAGCUGAACGUGAAGCUGCAGCCAUAAAGAAGAAAGAAGAAAAGAAAAAGAGACAAGAAGAAGAAAAGAAGAGAUUAAAACAGAAAAAGGCAGAAGAUGAAGCAGCAGCAGCAGAUGCAGCAACCCAUGAAGAAUUAUCACCAAGAAAAUCCAUAGCCAGCCACGAAACAGUCGAAGCUGAUGAAAUUGAUGAAGCUGGUCAAGAAGAUCAAGAAGAUCAGGGUGAAGUAAUUCAAAAGAAUGUUGAAGAAAUCGAUGCGGCUGAACAUGAACAAGAGGAGCAUGAACAAGAACAUGAAGAGGCUGACGAAGAUGAAGAUGAUAACGAAGAAGAUGAGGCUGAAGAUGUAUCAGAAGAUGAAGAUGAUAAACGUAGAAGAUUAGUUGAACGUAUGGCUAAGAUGUCUGGUGGUAGAAAUAUGUUUGGUAUGAUGGGAAUGGCUACACCUUUUGGAGCUCAUGCUACUGUUGAAAAAACUCCUAGCAAGUCAAGGAAAUCUUCAAAAUCAGAGACAGGACCAGAAAGUCCAACAGCUCCAGCUCCAGCUCCAUCUUCAGCUCCUAGAGUUCCACUUCCUGGUUUACCAACAGGAACUCAACCACCAAUUUUAAGAGAAUCUUCAUCUAUGGUUGAAGAAGAUUCUGAUUCUGAUGAUCAUUAUGUUGAAGUAGAACAUCCAACUAAUUUAAAUGCUGCUUUGAAUAAGGAGAAUGGACCCAUAUCUAAGAAUCUUGUAGAGGCAUCUGAUAGUGGUAUAGAUGAUAUUAGAAAGGUUUCUGAACCAAUCAAAAUCACUCAACCACCUAUUGAACCCGAAGCUACUGGUUAUGAAGCUGAUGAAGAUUUAUCUGAUUUGAAAACUAAUACUCUUGAAAGUGAUGUAGAAAUCCCACCUCCACCUCCACCUACUAAGAAUACCGGUACUCCACUUAACAAGAAUGUUUUAUCUGCUCCACCUGUACCAUCUGCUCCUUCAAUUCCUACAAGAGAUCUUGGUGCUCCUCCACCAGUGCCAGUACAUAUUCCACAGAUUCCUCAGGUCCCAUCUGCUCCACCUGCUAUUGGAUCACGUCCUCCACCUCCACCUCCACCUACUGCACCACCCGUUCCAACUGCUCCAGUUCCUGGUAAUGUUUCCUACAGAGAUGAAGAUGAAGACCAAGCUCAGGAUGAAGGAGAAGAACAAGAACAAGAUGAUGAAGAUGAUGAUGAAGAAGAAGAUGAUGAUGCAACACCAGUGUUAGAGCAUCAAGAAAUAUCACAAUCUGUUUCUGAUGAUGAUUUUGCAUUUACUCCAAAUGUUCCAGCUAGAGCACAAACUAUUCCAACAUCGUUUUAUAAUCCACCAUCGGUAGCUGGUGUACCACCAAUUCCUCCUGCAAUUCCUCCAAUUCCUACCACAUUCCCACCACCAUCUGAAACUAUUAGAAGAGCAUCUACUGAUGUAUAUGCUCAUCAACCAAUUAGUACUACAUCUACUGGAGCAUCAUUUGGUUCUAGAAAAUCAAUAGAUUCAAGAAGUGGUAAAUCUAGUAGUGGUAAAGAAGAAUCUCAAGCUGAUGCUGUAUUUAUAGAAUUAGAAAAUGAUAUUAAUUCUAAUCCACUUGCAUCAUCAUGGUGGUUAACUAAUCAAUUACCUGAUAGUUUAACUAGUAGAAUUGGGAAUGAUUUAAUCUUUGAAAUUGAUCAAAAUAGAAUUACUAAACGUGGAGGUCGUGAAAUUGAGUAUAAAGAUUAUUAUAUAUUAUUUUAUGAUUUAUCACAAAUUGUCAUUGAAUUAGAAUAUGAAAUUAAAGAUCCUAGAUCAACCUUUAAAUUAGUUAAUUUAUCUACAAAGAGUAUUCCUAUUGUUCGAAAGGAUUUAUUAGAUAAUUAUCAUCGAUCAUUUAGUAAUUCAAUAAUUAAUUAUGCUGGACAAUUAAUUGGUAAUAAAGUUAAUGAUAAUAUUGCCAGAUUAUCUCUUGAAACUAUUUCAUCAUCAAUAGUUAAACCAAUUGGUAGUAAAUCAUUUGGAGUAACUGUUUAUAAAAAUAUUAAUAAUUCAAAUAUAAUUAAAAUUGAUGAAAUUAAACCAGGAGAUAUUUUAUGGAUUAAGAAUGGGAAAUUCCUGAGUCAUAAAGGUAUAGGAAUUGGAUCAAAAUCAAUUAUACUUCCUGAAGAAUAUAUUUCAGUAAUUUAUGAAUUUGAUGCUAGUAAAAAGGAUAAAUUAAAAGUUAUUGAAAAUGAUGCUAGUGGUCAUGUUAAGAAAGAAUCAUAUAAAUUAAGUGAAUUUAAGAGUGGUAGAAUUAGAAUUUUCAGACCAGUUGCGAGAGAUUAUGUUGGAUGGAGUUAAGUUACAAUUACACUUUUGUAUAGUUAUUUUUUUUUUUUUGUUAGUUUUAUGAUUAUAUGAUAUUAUAC
Molecule: messenger RNA, 3242 nt
Organism: Scheffersomyces amazonensis
Lineage: Eukaryota; Fungi; Ascomycota; Pichiomycetes; Serinales; Debaryomycetaceae
Gene: BBC1
Product: Bbc1p
Exons: 1
Coding region: 208-3174 (988 amino acids)
Molecular function (GO): protein binding
Source: RefSeq, a predicted model, not a curated record